CCAAUAAUAGAGCCGUACUACUUCCGAUACGUUUGAUAGGUUUAUUUUAGCAAACGCAGCGUUACAUCAGCUUGGUUUCUAGUUACUGCUGGCUUAUGUAGUUAGCGACGUACGUAAAUUGCAUUAUGAAACAGUCAGUGGUAACGCUUUUAUAACGCUGCCCUACUGCUGGGUGGCUACAGUUGAAUGGCUGCUUCCUUUUCGGGUCGCACUCACAUUUUUCGUCCCUGUUUGAUAUUAUUUAGAUCCCUUUUCACAGUCGGGAUGGACCCCAUGGGUUCGGCAUUUAGUCGUUCACCCUUGGAGUGUCUUCACUUCGACAAUGUCGCUAUGAAGAAACUUCCAAUCGACCCAUCUGAGGAAUCUGGGGUGCGGAUCGUGAAAGGAGCGUGUUUCUCUCGAGUUCAGCCGCAACCUUUGGUCAACCCCAAAUUUGUGGCUGUUUCUGAACCUGCGUUGGCAUUGCUUGGGCUAAAUGCAGAGGAAGUCCUGCGCGAUCCUCUCGGUCCGGAGUAUUUGAGUGGUUCGAAGCUGAUGCCCGGUUCUGAGCCGGCAGCCCACUGUUACUGCGGUCAUCAGUUCGGACACUUUGCUGGACAGCUGGGCGAUGGAGCGGCAUGUUAUCUGGGUGAAGUGAAGGCUCCAGCCGAUCAAAGUGUCGACCUGCUUAAUGAAAACCCCUGUGGCCGGUGGGAGAUCCAGGUUAAGGGCGCAGGACUGACGCCUUAUUCAAGGCAGGCCGACGGGCGUAAGGUGCUCCGCUCCAGCAUCCGGGAGUUCCUGUGCAGCGAGGCCAUGUUCGGGCUGGGCGUGCCCACCACCCGGGCCGGCUCGGUGGUCACGUCCGACCUCCGCGUCGCGCGGGACGUCUUCUACGACGGCCGGCCCCGCCUGGAGAGGUGCUCGGUGGUCCUCCGCAUCGCGCCCACCUUCAUCCGGUUCGGCUCCUUCGAGAUCUUCAAGCCCGUGGAUGACCUGACGGGCCGACAGGGCCCCAGCGUCGGCCGGAACGACAUACGGGCCCAGCUUCUGGAUUACGUCAUCGAGACCUUCUACCCCGAGGUCCAGCGGAACCACGCGGACCGGGCCGAGAGGAACGCCGCCUUCUUCAGAGAGGUGACAGUCCGGACGGCGAAGCUGGUGGCCCAGUGGCAGUGCGUGGGCUUCUGCCACGGCGUGCUCAACACGGACAACCUGAGCAUCGUGGGCGUGACCCUGGACUACGGGCCCUUCGGCUUCAUGGACAGGUUCGACCCGGACUUUGUGUGCAACGCCUCGGACACCUCGAGCCGCUACUCCUACCAGGCCCAGCCGGCGGUGUGCCGCUGGAACCUGGCCCGCCUGGCGGAGGCUCUGGGCCCGGAGCUCAGCCCCCAGAGCGCGGAGGCCGUCCUGGACGAGUACCUGCCCCUCUACAACGGCUUCUACCUGGGCAACAUGAGGAAGAAGCUGGGCCUCCUUCGGAAGGAGGAGCCGGAGGACGAGAUGCUCGUCACUGAGCUCCUGCAGACCAUGCACAACACAGGUGCGGAUUUCACCAACACCUUCCGGUGUCUGAGCCAGGUGCCCUGUCCGUCAGGAGAGGAGACGCAGGAGGAGGAGGAGGAGGCGCUGGGGCGCUCCGUGGACCUCCUCAUGGAGCAGUGCUCCACUCUGGAAGAGCUGAAGGAGGCUAACAAGCCCACCAUGGACCAUCGGGAGCUGGUGAUGGUGCUCUCUCUGGCGGAGAGCAACCCCGCCCUGUUCCAGAUGUUGGCGGACAAGAAGGCCGUCUCCAAGCAGCUGGAGCGCCUGGCCAGGCUGAAGGAGCUGGUGGACACCAACCAGGAGGACCUGAGGGCCAAGCAGAGAGAGGACUGGACCCGCUGGGUCAGACAGUACAGGAAACGGCUGGCGCGGGAGCACGGCGGGCAGAGCGACCCGCGGCUGGUGGAGGAGGAGAGGGCGCGCGCGAUGGACAGCGCCAACCCCCGCGUGGUGCUCCGCAACUACAUCGCCCAGAAUGCCAUUGAGGCGGCGGAGGCCGGGGACUUCUCUGAGGUCCAGCGCGUUCUGAAAGUUCUGGAAAAGCCCUUCUCUGCCCAGCCGGGAUUGGAGCAGCCCGGGUGGACACGCCCCGCCGGGGGCGGAGACACGGGAGGAGAGGAGGAGGAAGGGGCAGCGGAGGAAGGGGCGGGGCCAGCAUCCCGGCAGCCCUUCGUCCCCUACGACAGCAAGCCGCCGGUCUGGGCCGGCGAGAUCUGCGUCACUUGAUCUUCGUAAGGCCUCCCUUGAGCUCUGACCCACCGUUUUACUGAGUAACCACCCCCCUUCCCCCUUUCCUUGCUGUCUGUCACUGAUCCAGGAUCAGUUCUCGUGACCCCAUUCCAGCCAUUUACCUUUACCCUUCAGAAAGCCCGAGCUGAUCUGAGGUCAGUCUCUCUCUUCUUUCUCGGGCUGCAUCUGCUCUGUCUGUAUCUUUUCUCUUACUACCCCUUGGUCUAACCCUUAUUUACUUACGUCCUCCAUUUUGAGGGUUGGCGGGUUUGGGGUCGUACACCAGGGGUAGCUCAGCCGUUUCCCUCCCACCGCGAGUGGCCCCCUGUGUGAUGUCAUCAACGACCGACACCCAGGGCCACCGUCGGCAGAGGGAAGCGGCUUCUCUUCCUUCCUCUCUCUCUCUCUCUCUCUCUGUUUGCCCUCUCUCUUUCUUCCCCUCUCUUUUCCUCUCCCUCUCCCUGUUACUUGGGCGGGUCAGAUGUUUUUGGGAGGCGGCGCUGGGAAGGGUGUCCCUGUCGACCGACCGGAAAAUGCUACAGGUGGAGAAAGAGAGACGGGUGGCCACGAAAACGUUUGCUGGAGAGAAAAGCAGAAGUAUUUUAAAAGUUGUGCGGGGCGCACCCUAACGUUUCCACAGGGUUCUCGCACUGCUUCUGAUGCAGGUACAUUUAUGAGGACUCGAAAGGACAAUUCUCAAACUUUCAAGAAAAUUUCUAGCUUGAUGAGGCAAAAAGUCCACAGAACGUCAGAAACCUUUGAUGCUUCAAGUGCUCGAUGCUUGGAAGAUCAGGCACUGUUUCUCUUCCUCCGUCUCUCUCUCUCUCUCUUUCUCCACCUGUGUCACGGUGCGGUCGUUCAUGAAGGCACAGGCAACCAGUCCCACAGUGACCUGUCUGUGCCUGAAGCAGGAGCACCUGAGCCAGUACACACAGACACACACACACACGCACACAGACACACACACUACAAACACACGUACAAUGCACAAGCACACACACACACACACACAUACACACAAGUACACACACAGACACACACACAUACACACAGAAACGCACAUCAAAGCUCCUCUGAGGAUCGUUAUGGAGUUUUGGAACUUUUAAGAUGAAAUAAAAACCAGAAUAUAUACUGGUGCAUUAAUUUAAAAAUUGCAUUUAAACUUGCUGAGUAUCGUUAUGAAAUUUCUGGACUCCAUAUUCUGUGGAAUGUUUUGGGGUGAGUGGAAUGAAUGAGUGUGUGAAUGUGCGAGUGAGUGUGGUGAGUGAAUCGACAGCCCUUGGGUAAAUGUGAGAGGUGUAGAGACAACCUUCAAGCUGUAACCAAUGAUCUGAAACGCACAAGCAAACCAUCUGGAAGAACUAUGAAAGCAAAGCCAACGUGUACCUCUAGCUUAUCGACGCAGGAUUCAUGUUUUGUAGCCGUGCCACACUACUGUGAUUACUGUCUUUACGAGUAAAUAUUCACUCAAGCCACAGUCAUUUGAACCCCCAUUUUGUUUAAUCUGUCAGUAGAUUCAUUUCCUCCUUCAAACAAUAGCUGAAAGCCAGAAUUCCAUUCAGGAUAAGGAUUUAUCAUAAAGUAUGACUUUCUUUAUCUUAAGCAUGUGUGUACAACACGGGGGGGGGGGGGGCUGUGCAGACUUUAAAGACCUUGUGCAAUCAAAAUCCUAACUUUUAAUAGUUAUACACGAAGAAUGUAAGACAUUACAUACUACGAUAUUACGUCUAUUUUGUUCUGUUUGGAUUUCAACCUUUGUCGUUUUUUUAUAGUAAAAGCGACAGUUUUUUUAUACUGCCAGUGCUCACUACAGGAGCUUAGGUAAAUAACAUGCAAUUCAUAUUUUAACCAAUCGGCACUGUGUCUGUGCCGUGGGCUUCCAAUCAAUGUUGUAACAUUUGAAAAAAGUAAUAAGUAAUAAUCACGUGUCUCGAGCACUGAAAGGUGAUUGCACAGGGUCUUUAAAAUCACGCGAAAUAUUUGGUUUGAAUGGUCAACGUAAACGUUUGUGUGGGUCUUUGUGGGGGAAAGACAAUAUCUGAUAUCUUUGUAUGAUUUUCUAUGCACUAUGACUAACAAUCCUCUGUAAAAGUUUAAUUCAGCAAUUUAAUUGGCUGCCAAUCACCUUUAAUAAAUGCAUAAUCUUGCAACAAAAAAAAAAAUAGAAUUUAUUCUGCUGAUGAAA
Anguilla anguilla (European eel) is the source of this 4441-nucleotide messenger RNA. It is a transcript of the gene selenoo1, whose product is annotated as selenoprotein O1. The transcript has 9 exons. The record is from RefSeq and is a predicted model, not a curated record. Lineage: Eukaryota; Metazoa; Chordata; Actinopteri; Anguilliformes; Anguillidae.